AUGAUUACCGAAAGCACUUACAUAAACCAGUCAGUGCUUUCUACUUCUUUUUUUAUUACUCAAGUGUGGAGAACUUCUUUUUUCUUGUUCUAUAAGCAUGGCUUUAAUGCUGAUUCUCACCCUCAUUUGCAUCUUCAAUUCUUACCCCACCAUGGGUGAGACAGUAAAAACCCUAUUUACGAGCCAAGUUUCGAAAGAGCAAAGCACUUUAGAAACCUACAUUGUCCUUGUAAAUGUUCCAGACAAACAAGAAGCCUUUGGUCGUGAAGCUGUCAAAGCAUAUUACAACUCAUUUUUGCCCUCAGCUUCCCGCAUGGAUUAUACCUAUCAUAACGUCGUUAACGGAUUCGCAGCCAGAUUGUCCGCGGAGGAAGUUAAGGCCAUGGAAAAGAUGGACGGGUUCGUGUCGGCUUGGCCCCAAAAAGUGUGUACUUUACACACAACUCACAGCCCCAGCUUCUUGGGGCUGCAACAAAAUUUAGGGGUCUGGCUGGGCGCAAACUAUGGGAAGGAAGUAAUUAUCGGGCUUUUGGACAGCGGAAUCACCCCGGAUCAUCCAUCGUUUAACGACGAGGGAAUGUCGCCUCCGCCUGCUAAAUGGAAAGGGAAGUGCGAUUUUGAGGGGAAGGCGUGCAACAAAAAACUCAUUGGAGCAAGGAGCUUCGGGGGCGAUAACUUGCCUCCGAUCGAUGAAGUCUUACAUGGGACCCACACCUCCAGCACAGCUGCCGGAAACUUUGUCAGUGGUGCAAAUGUGUUUGGACAGGCCAACGGCACAGCCUCCGGGAUGGCGCCCCUUGCCCACUUGGCCAUGUACAAAAUCUCUGGCAAAUCUUCGAGACUUGAAUCUGUCAUUUUGGCCGCAAUGGACGCCGCAGUGGAGGAUGGUGUCGACAUUCUCUCUCUCUCCCUUGGGGUUGGGAACGGCUCCAUGCCUUUCUAUAAAGACAGCGUUGCGUUGGGCGCAUUCGGUGCCACACAGAAGGGCAUUUUCGUCAGUUGCUCAGCCGGUAACGAAGGUCCAAUCAACGGUUUGUUAUUUAACGGAGCUCCGUGGAUUCUCACAGUUGGUGCAAGCACCAUAGACAGAAGCAUAAGAGCCACGGUCGUACUAGGAAACAACGAGGAAUGCGACGGCGAGUCCUUGUACCAGCCCACUGAUUUUCCUGCAACCUUGUUGCCACUUGUUUACGCCGGAGCAAACAGUCCGGACUCUGCUUUGUGCGGGGCGGGAUCUCUGGACAACACCGACGUCAAAGGAAAGGUAGUUUUGUGCGUGGUGGGUGGCGAUAUGGCGGGAGUUACUGUGAAGGAUGCAGGCGGUGCCGCCAUGAUUCUCAUGAACCAAGAGAUACAAGGGUAUACUAUUGAGCUAGACGCCGCUCAUAAUCUACCCGCAACAUAUCUGAGCUACGCUGCCGGAGUAAAGAUCCUAGAGUACAUGAAUUCGACAGCUACUCCCAUGGCCACAAUCGCAUUCAAGGGAACCUUCAUUGGAGGCAAAACAGCACCUAUGGUUAGUUAUUUCUCAUCUAGAGGCCCGAACCUCGCAAGCCCGGGCAUCUUAAAACCCGACAUCAUCGGGCCCGGAGUGAACAUUCUAGCUGCCUGGCCAUUCUCUGUCGAAAACAAGACCGAUAAGACGAAAUCGAUCUUUAACAUGAUUUCUGGCACCUCCAUGUCUUGUCCUCACCUUAGCGGUAUUGCUGCCUUGGUCAAGAGCGUGCACCCGGACUGGUCGCCAGCGGCUAUAAAAUCCGCAAUCAUGACCACCGCAGAUUCGCUAAACCUCGACCAGAAGCCCAUUGUCGACGAAAGGAUGCUGCCCGCGGACCUGUUUGCUACCGGUUCAGGCCAUGUCAACCCGUCAAAAGCCACUGAUCCAGGACUUGUUUAUGAUAUUAAACCGGAUGAUUACAUACCUUACUUGUGUGGUUUGAAUUACAGUGACCAACAGGUUGGGAUCAUUACAAAAAGCAAAGUGAACUGCACGGAGGUAGGAAGCAUACCUGAAGCGGAUCUAAAUUAUCCAUCUUUUGCCAUCACUCUGGGUUAUACUGAUCAGACGUAUACAAGGACAGUGAGAAAUGUCGGGCCGGCCGGUGGUUUUUCUUACCGCUCUGUCAUUGUUCAACCAGUGGGUGUUACCGUGACUGUUGACCCUGAGACGCUCGAGUUCUCAGAGGUGAACCAGGAAUUAACUUACAAAGUGACAUUUAGCCGCUCAACCGGCCCGGCCCUAGCGGCCUAUGUCGACGGAUUUUUUCGCUGGGCAUCAGUUAACAACAAAUACGUUGUUAAAAGCCCGAUUUCCGUUAAGCUGGUGUGAGGAACUGUUGUAGAGGAUAAUAUUGUCUUGUGAUAUUUGCAUGUGAGUGGGGCCAUGUGUUUGUGUGUGUGUGUUCAAUUGCUACGAGAGAGAGAGAAAUGUGUAAAGAGUAUAGUGAUAAGUUUAGCUUGUUUCCUCUAUGUAACACUUCCUGGUGCAGUGUUAGUAUUUUUUCUCUUUGUACUUUGUCAUAAAAAAAGUAUUUUUAUUAUUUUUGUA
Rhododendron vialii is the source of this 2548-nucleotide messenger RNA. Its product is annotated as subtilisin-like protease. Gene Ontology annotation, biological process: proteolysis. Bases 98 to 2329 code for a protein of 743 amino acids. The record is from RefSeq and is a predicted model, not a curated record. Gene Ontology annotation, molecular function: serine-type endopeptidase activity. Lineage: Eukaryota; Viridiplantae; Streptophyta; Magnoliopsida; Ericales; Ericaceae. The transcript has a single exon.